Daldinia vernicosa is the source of this 1198-nucleotide messenger RNA. RefSeq names its product HAD-like domain-containing protein. Gene Ontology annotation, molecular function: phosphoprotein phosphatase activity. The transcript is spliced from 2 exons. NCBI's taxonomy places the organism in Eukaryota, Fungi, Ascomycota, Sordariomycetes, Xylariales, Hypoxylaceae. The coding region runs from base 313 to 1107 and encodes 264 amino acids. The record is from RefSeq and is a predicted model, not a curated record.
GUCGUUUUUAAUUCACAAACAUCUUCACUUCUUCAUCGAUUCGUGAAGAAAUAUUUGCUACGACGUUUCCUUCACCCUUCAUGUGGCACGUUACUAAUGGUAAUGUGCUGCAUAGCGUAGCGAAAGUGUCUACUAGGCUCUUGAAGCCUCCCCUUAAAUACCUAGGCUUCUCGGCUUGUCGAUCCUCAACCGUCGCAACACGUUCGGCAUCCCCCCAACCUAGACACAACUCACCAGACCAGAACAAAGGAACCCGCAUCAUGAGUUCAGGAGACUGGGGAUACCAAUGGGGGUAUCCGCCCCCUCUCCCUUAUGGGUCUUUUUACCCCCAAACCUAUGGCAAUCAUUAACGGCAAUGGCGCAAAGCCGGGCAAACAUCCCAAAUCAAAGAAAUCAAAGAAGGGCAGGGACGAUAAAGUCCAGCCAUCUGCGGCGUCAGGUGGUGUCCCAGACCCAACUCCAGAGUAUCUGAAAUUGGCAGCGUAUCCGCCCUUCCAGUUACCUCACGCGCGCAAGAUCCUUGUGGUUAUUGAUCUCAACGGAACGCUGCUGUACCGACCUAGCCGACACAACCCUACGGCUUUCGUAGAGCGCCCCCAUGCGCGCACCUUCCUGCGCUACUGCAUCGAUACCUUCAAAGUAGUUAUCUGGUCUUCAGCAAAGCCAAACAAUGUGACUAGAAUGUGCGCGCAACUCCUGACACCCGAGCAGCGUUCACGUGUCGUUGCCGUCUGGGGAAGGGACCAUUUUGGUCUAACGCAAGAAGACUAUUACCAGCGGGUUCUAUGCUAUAAGCGUCUGAGUGCACUAUGGGCUGACCCCGAAGUUGCAGCUAGCCAUCCAGAGUUCGCAGAAGGAAAGCGCUGGAGCCAGGCUGAUACGGUCCUGGUGGAUGACUCAAUCGAGAAAGCGCGUACUGAGCCGUACAAUAUCAUCCAAAUACCCGAGUUCAAGGGUGAUGCCACCGAACAGGGCUUUAUCCUUCCCCAGGUGCAUGACUACAUCAAUGAAUGUGCGCGCCAGGCUGACAUUAGCACCUAUAUUCGUAAUCAGCCCUUCAAGACGGUUCCGGGUUGGCAGCUUCUCCCUCCUAACCCGGUUGAAUGAAGAGGGAAGGAAGGGAAAAUAAAGGGAGAGAAGUUAAGCAGAGAACUUUCACUCUAUAAUCAGAGGCUACCUCCCCAUAUGAACCUCUUCC